Mesitornis unicolor (brown roatelo) is the source of this 999-nucleotide messenger RNA. RefSeq names its product coagulation factor X-like. The record is from RefSeq and is a predicted model, not a curated record. NCBI's taxonomy places the organism in Eukaryota, Metazoa, Chordata, Aves, Mesitornithiformes, Mesitornithidae. Gene Ontology annotation, molecular function: serine-type endopeptidase activity. Gene Ontology annotation, biological process: proteolysis. The transcript is spliced from 5 exons. Bases 1 to 999 code for a protein of 332 amino acids.
AUGGAGAAGAAAAUUGUUAUCCCUCAAGUUGUACCAAAUGCAUGCAAAGACAACAACGGGAACUGCGAGCAGUUCUGCAAAGCUGUAGAGGAAGGAGUCGUGUGUUCCUGUGCUGCUGGCUAUGCCCUGGGCAAUGACAACAAAACCUGUGUUCCUGUAGUCAAGUUCCCAUGUGGUAAGCUUCAGAAAAAUCAUGUUGGUCGAGAGAAAGUCACAGGAACCACAGCAAGUCCAGAUGCUCAUCCUGAAAACGAGGAAACCACCGAGGCCCCGAGCAGCCAUCCAGAGGACACCGAGGAGGCAGGCAGUUUACCCAGCGUGAUCCCAUGGCAGGCUGUUAUAGUCGAUGAGUACAAUGAAUUGUUUUGUGGGGGUACAAUUCUGAAUGAGUAUUUUAUACUUUCUGCAGUUUACUGCAGUACUGAGUCUAAAGACUUACGGGUUUUUGUUGGGAUGGUGGACAAAGAAAAGGAAGAGCCAAGCAGAGCAAUAUACAGAGUGGAAAAAGUAAUUGCACAUGCUGAGUAUGAUAUGAAAACUUACAACAACAACAUAGCCCUUUUCAAAUUAGAAAAACCUAUCACAUUUUCUGAAGAUGUUAUCCCAGCAUGCCUUCCAGAAGAAGACUUUGCUAACAAUGUUCUGAUGAAGCAAAGAUUUGGGAUUGUCAGUGGCUUUGGGAGAACUCUUGAAAAGGGGCAACUGGCCAAAAGAAUGAAAGUGUUUCAAAUCCCUUACGUGAACAGGAGCACUUGUGAGCUUGCCCUUCAUAGCCCAGUCACAACAAACAUGUUCUGUGCUGGUUAUGAUAAACAUGGAAGAGAUGUCUGUGGAGGAGACGGAGGAGGCCCCCAUGUAACGCAAUACAAUGGCACUUAUUUUGUUACUGGUAUUAUCAGCUGGGGAGAAGGCUGUGGAAGGCAAGGGAAAUAUGGAGUAUACACCAAAUUGUCAAAAUUCCUACCUUGGGUAAGAAGUGCUUUGGCAGAAAACUCAUAA